AUGGAGCCUUCAACCUCCUCUUCGGAAGGCGCUCUGCGUAGCGCCGACAAUCUACCUUCAAAUCCGGCCCCUUCCUGUGGGCGCACAGACCCUGAGUCUGCCCAACCCGAUCAAAUUGCCUCCGGCUCGACGCCGUCGUCGGCCUCCUCGCCUCCUGCCUGUUCACUUCCCGCGGCUCUGCCUGACCCAGAGACUCUUCCUCCGGUGCUUCCUCUCGCGUCUUCGCCCUUACCUGCCUCUGCGUCCGCUUCGCCGGCCAUGGUGCACAUCGAGGCUUCGUCGAAGCGCCGGCGCCUCUUCCUCGGAGAGGACUGGGUGGAGAUUACCCCGCUUGGCGCGGGCUGUGAGGUGGGUCGAUCGUGCGUCAUCGUUCGGUACAAAGGCGUUACCGUGAUGUUUGACUGCGGUGUCCACCCAGCCUACAGCGGCUUGGGCGCCCUCCCGAUUUUUGACGCCGUCGACAUGACCAGCGUCGACGUGUGUCUGAUCACGCACUUUCACCUGGACCACUGCGGAGCGCUGCCCUACCUGGUGACCAAGACUGCGUUCCGCGGCCGCGUCUUUAUGACGGAACCGACUCGAGUGAUUUCGAAGCUUGUGUGGCUCGACUACGCGAGAAUGAGUGCCUUCUCGCAGGCCCCGGAGCAAGCGAACGCGGCAGCCUCCCAGAGGGCUUCCAGCGGCCAGGGCGACAAGAGCGGCGCAGGCAAUUAUUUGUACGACGAAGACGACGUCGAUAAGACGGUGCAGAUGGCUGAGUGUCUCGACUUCCACCAGCAAGUCGAAGUCGGCGGGGUCAAGAUCUCCUGUUUCGGUGCCGGCCAUGUUCUCGGCGCGUGCAUGUUUCUCAUCGAGAUCGGCGGCGUCCGCAUGCUGUACACUGGAGACUUUAGUCGCGAGAAGGACCGGCACGUGCCCAUAGCCGAGGUCCCGCCCGUCGACGUCCAGCUGCUGAUUUGCGAGAGUACGUACGGCAUCCACGUCCACGACGACCGGCAGUUGCGUGAGCGCAGGUUCCUCAAGGCCGUCGUCGACAUUGUGCUGAACCGCGGCGGAAAGUGUCUGUUGCCGGUCUUCGCUUUGGGUCGAGCCCAAGAACUGCUUCUCAUUCUCGAGGAGUACUGGACCGCGCAUCCGGAAGUGUGCCACGUGCCCAUACUUUUCCUGUCUCCGCUCUCGAGCAAGUGCAUGGUGGUCUUUGACGCGUUCGUCGACAUGUGCGGAGACGCAGUGCGGAACCGCGCGCUCCGCGGAGAGAAUCCAUUUGCCUUCCGAUUCGUCAAAAACCUCAAAAGCGUGGAGUCCGCUCGAGUGUACAUCCACCACGACGGCCCCGCGGUCAUCAUGGCCGCCCCCGGCAUGCUCCAGAGCGGCGCGAGCCGCGAAAUCUUCGAGGCUUUGGCGCCAGAGUCAAAGAACGGCGUCAUUCUCACGGGCUACUCGGUGAAGGGAACGCUCGCGGACGAGCUGAAACGCGAACCGGAAACGAUCCAGCUCCCCGACCGCGUCCUGCGGCGCAGGUGCUCCUUCGAAAUGAUCUCCUUCAGCGCCCACUCGGACUACCAGCAGACGCAGGACUUCAUCGGGAAACUGAAAGUCCCGAACGUCGUCCUUGUCCACGGCGAACGCGGAGAAAUGCGGCGCCUGAAGGAGAAACUGGAAGAAGAGCGCCCAGCGCUGUGCGUCUUCACCCCGGAAAUCCUCCAGAAAGUCAGCCUCCAGUUCACGCCGUCUCGAUGCGUGGUUGCCGCUGGGAAGCUCGCAGACGACAUUCAGAGGUUUGCGGAAUGCGCGGACCUCGGGACGCAGCCCGCAGAGAGCGUUGAAGACGCCGCCGGCAAGCGAGGUGUCGCGGAAGGCGGCAGUGCCGCAAGAGAAGCCGAGGGGAGUCUGGAUAGCUUGCAAGCACCAGAGAGCCCCGAGGCAGAAGGCGCGUCCGGAGGUCCAUCGGAUACACCGGCGAAAAACGCACCGAGCCGAGGGCCGGGCGCCGCCCAAGUCGAAGGCGUGAUUGUCGUCCAGGAAGGCCAGCAGCCGCUGCUGCUGUAUCCUGAAGAUCUCACCACGAACGGCCGCAUUCCCGUGACGCGCUUGCGGCAGAAGCUCCGCUUGCCGUUUGUGCGGCCUCUCGGAACGCUCCGGCAGGCUCUCUUGCAGAUUUUCGAGGACAUCGAAGACGACGAAGCCUUGGAGUCGCCCGCUGGGAGAAGCGAGACAGACGACGCCUGGAUCGGGCCGGAGGGCGAACGGAAAUCGACUGCGGAGCUGCAGCCCGCUCUGGAGAACGGGGAGAACACGUGUGACGAUACGAGUGGCGCGGAGCCAGCGAAAGAUACGACGAAGCAGACGGCGAGGAUCGCGGGUGCGUCUCGUGUGCGUGAAGUCAGCAGUGUGCAAAAAGAUCAGAAAGUGGACGUGGAUGCACACCUCGUCCUCGACGACGCGCCCCUCUCGGACCGGGGCUUCGUGGUUGGUGACGCCGUUCGGGUGUACCGACACCCGCGGCAUCGGGAAGAAAUUGUGGUGGAGUGGCUCACCGGGCCAACCGCGGACUUAAUUGCAGAUUCCGUCAGUUUCCUCGCCGUGGACCUCAUGCGUUUGCCCAGCACGCCAGAGGAAAUGAUUUUCUCGUCGCGUGAGGCUCAGAGUGAGGCCGUCAUCGUCGAUGUUCUCGUCUCGCACCUGGAGCGGCAGUUCGGCCCGGUCCAAGUUGUCCCGGCGUCUCUGUCCGACACGGAGGGCGCCUCGAAGGACGCACGAAAAGUGAAAUCUGAAAAGGAGCUCGGUGCCGGAGACUCUUCACCACAGGGGGAAGACGGACUGCGUAAAGCGCAAGAAGAAGGCAACGUCCUUCUUCGCUUCUCCGUGAGAGACAUGGGUGGCUCAGCAGGCGCCGCAGCCAGUGCAGAGGACUCGAAGGGCACUGAAAAGGAAAAAAGCGACGAGAAAGAACUGAGAAAAGCGGAGGAGCAAGACAAAAUUCCUGUCGAAAUCGACAUGGCCAAGAGAAUAGUGCGGUGCAAAAAUCAGGAAUUGCGGCAGAAGAUUCACGCCAUGGUCCGGCGGAUCGAAGGCGCCCUCCUCCCGCUCCCGCUUUCCUAG
Messenger RNA from Neospora caninum, 3102 nucleotides. RefSeq lists its product as hypothetical. NCBI's taxonomy places the organism in Eukaryota, Apicomplexa, Conoidasida, Eucoccidiorida, Sarcocystidae. Gene Ontology annotation, molecular function: RNA endonuclease activity; RNA binding; 5'-3' exonuclease activity. Gene Ontology annotation, cellular component: mRNA cleavage and polyadenylation specificity factor complex. The coding region runs from base 1 to 3102 and encodes 1033 amino acids. The transcript is spliced from 2 exons. The record is from RefSeq and is a predicted model, not a curated record. Gene Ontology annotation, biological process: mRNA 3'-end processing by stem-loop binding and cleavage.